AAGCCUAUCCACUUCUCACUCGCUUCUCCUUAUUACCAACGAGAACCUUCACUCACAUAAAUCUCUGUCGGUUCCUCUUUUUUUAUUGUUAUUAUUUUAAUUCAGAUAAGGGAAAAUCCACAUUUUUAUUUCCAUCAAAGUUUUUAUUUUUUCUUAAAUAAAUCGGCUCAACUACACACCGAAACCUUCGCUCGAUCUGAAUCUUCAUCAAGAUUUCAUUCUGCUGAAGGCUUUGGAACGAGAUUGUUGAUGCUUUGAUGUCACUUUUGGAUCUUUGCUAAUUAGUUAAGAACUCUAAUUGCAUCACUUUCAUGGAGGUUGAAGAAAGGAAUGUUUCUUCUGGUUAUGCUAAACCUCCAUGGAUAUUCAAAGGAAGUGCGUUGUACCAGAUUCAUCUUGUGAAGGCUUCCACUGCUCGAGCAUUCAUCCCCAAGGAGUUUCGACUUGUUGAAGCUUUUGGGUAUAAACAAGCUUCUACAGGGUACACUCUUGGAGGGUUUUUCCUGGCUAGCUACGAUGAUAGUCCCGCUGGUGUCUUCGAUGAGCUUGUCAUGAUUGCAGGGAUUGUAUGGAACCCUCCUACAUCAUGCGCAUGGGCGGCGAGGGUGCUUGUGAACAGCAACGAGGCUUGUCAUCACGGACGCAAGGUAGGUGGGUCUUACUUUGCUCUAUAUCAAUGGAAUGUUUUGGAGGAUAAUAAUACAUUUUAUUAUAAAAAUAACAUGGUGGUGUUGCAGGAAGUAGGCCUCCCAAGCCAAUUUGCAAGAUUUUCUAAAAAAAUCACUGCAGUUCCAAAGAGAAAAAGGGAAAGAGCUUUUGGGUUCUUAGACACAUUUGGGUUGGGAACUACUCUGUCUCACCCUGAGGAUUUGAUGGAGGUUAAAGUUAGUGAAGUUGAUAGUGCUGCUUCUGCAAAUAUCUGCAACAUCCAAAUUAGAUCAGACGAGUUAGAGACCAAACUAGGAAAAUGGAUGGGACCAGCAAUCAAAAUGUCGCUUCCGAGUUUUAGUGGCAAUACAAAGUUCAACCCAAACCUGCUCAAAUACUCUUGCCACAUCCACUGCAGGGUGAGGCCUGUGAGUCCUGCGGUAGUAUCAAAGCCUUUGGAAGAUGAGGCAGAUAAGAAUCACACAUCACAAGAGUCGCUUGAAAAUGAAAGGCGGUUAAGUGUAGCUGUGAUGCUAUCAAAACCAAUCAUAGCUCUUCAGUUUAAAGACUUAACAAUGCAAGUAGAAGCUCCCGUUGUAGUUCACCCUUCAGUGUAAAGCACAACCACUCAAAUUUCAAGAACAUACACUUCCUACAAGGUUUCACAUCUUUACAAAAAAAUACAAAUCUUUCCACUCUGAUACAAUAUUUGGGGGAGUUCUGAUUUCUUUUAUACCAAUAAUUGUCCAAAGGCUUUGUCUCUCUAUCAAGAAUAUACUCAAAUUCAA
Messenger RNA from Brassica rapa (field mustard), 1436 nucleotides. Its product is annotated as protein NEOXANTHIN-DEFICIENT 1. The record is from RefSeq and is a predicted model, not a curated record. Lineage: Eukaryota; Viridiplantae; Streptophyta; Magnoliopsida; Brassicales; Brassicaceae.